CUCUUGCCAUCCAACAUCCACCGCGCGACUACUCCGCUCUACCCGUUUUCUCCUCCUCGGAACCCUAAUCCUAGCUGCUUCCCUCCGGCCAUCGGCCCAAAUUCUAGAGCACCGACGCCCCCGGAUCUCCGUUUGAGCGAUGGCGGCUGCGGCGGCGGCGGCGAGGGGCGACGGGCAGGAGAAGGUGAUCGCCGCGGCGAAGCACAUCGUCAGCAGCCUCGGCAACUCCAAGAGCGCCACCGAGGACAUGAUCCGCAUCCUCUCCGGCUUUGACAAUCGCCUCUCCAUCAUCAACGACCUCUUCCCCCCUUCCGCUGUCGCGGACGACGACGGAGACGCCCAAGUGGAUGGUGUAGAUGAUUCGGAGGCCGAGCUCCGACUCGAGGCCGCCCAGAAGGUCGUCCUCCGCUGGGACGCCUCCGAUUCCCUUUUGUGGGAGUCUUCCCCCGAGGAUGCCGAGGAGUACCUCGCUGCUGUCAAUGAUCUCAUAUACUUAGCGGGAUGCGGUACCUCUCCAGCCGUCUCCAUUGCAGACGACCUUGUCACUCGUGCGGAGGUCGCGCUUCAGAUAUCAAUGUCUCGCCUUGAAGAGGAGUUCCGCCAUCUGAUGGUCCGGAAUGCCGUUCCUUUGGACUCCAACGAUUUGUGCUCCUCCAUUCGCUGUCUCUCUCUCUCGUCUGCAUCCGACGGCGGUGAGCCUAUAGAUGACUUUGAGAGCUCCGUCGAUGAUGAAAAUCACCACCACCAACUCCAGCAGCAACAACAGCCGGCAUCAGAACAGCUGGAAGGUAGCCCUAAGGAUAGAUCCGGGAGCAGUCUUGUGGAUGAUCGGUGCUUAGAUCUGAUCCAUCCCGAAGUUGUUGCUGAUCUCAAGGUGAUCGCGGAUCAUAUGAUCUUGGCCAAGUAUGACCGUGAGCUCCAUCAGGUGUACUGCACUGUGCGACGGGAUAUUCUGGAUGAGUGCCUCUCUAUUCUUGGUAUUGAUAGGAUAAGCAUUGAAGAGGUACAGAGAAUUGAGUGGAGGAUGCUGGAUGACAAGAUGAAGAAGUGGAUUCAGGCCCUGAAAAUCAUAGUUCGAAUUCUGCUCUGGGGAGAGAGGCGGCUCUGUGAUCAUAUUCUUGCUGCCUCAGAGGAGCUUAAGGAGGAGUGCUUCAUGGAGACAGUUAAGGGGUCGGUCAUGCAGCUGCUCAACUUUGGCGAUGCUAUUACAAUAUGCCAGCGGUCUGCUGAAAAGCUCUUUCGUAUGCUGGAUAUGCAUGAUGCCCUGGCUGAUGUUUUACCAGAUCUUCAGGCCUUGUUUGCCGGAGACCCAAAGGACCUUAUAUGUGAAGCAGUAGAGGGGAUUCUCAAAAGGUUAGGGGAUUCUGUAAAAAGAACUCUCAUGGAAUUUGGCAAUGCAAUCCAGAGGGAACCAUCUCGGAGGCCAACACAGGGAGGGGAGAUCCAUCCCAUGGCACGAUAUGUGAUGAACUAUGUGAAAUUACUGGCGGAUUACAUGGAUACACUCAAUUUUCUUUUAGAAAAUGAAGUGAUUGGCGGUGAUCAGGGAAAUGCUGAAUCUUAUGAUAAUAGUAGGAUCUCUGAUGGAGAGAAUCUGGAGAGUAUGACUCCAUUAGGUCACCAUAUACUUGUGAUAAUUUCAUAUUUAGAAUUUAACCUGGAUGAAAAAUCUAAAAUAUAUGAAGAUGGAGCAAUGAGGUAUAUAUUUUUGAUGAACAAUAUAAAUUACAUCGUCAAUAAAGUCAAGGAUUCAGAUCUUGGGAAGCUUUUGGGAGACCACUGGAUAAGAAAGCACCGCAGCCAAAUUCGGCAGUAUGCCAGAAGCUACCUUAGAACUUCCUGGAUCAAAGUGUUAUCAUGUAUGAAAGAUGAUGGAUUUGGGAGUGGUAGCUCCAGCAGUGUCUCAAAGGUCACUCCGAAGGACAAAUUCAAAAACUUCAACUUGGCAUUUGAAGAAAUCUAUAGGGUUCAGACAACUUGGAAGGUUCCAGAUCCUCAACUCCGAGAAGAAUUGAGAAUUUUAGUAUCAGAGGCGGUCAUCCCAGCAUAUCGCUCAUUUAUGGGAAGGUUUGGUAGUCAAGUAGGUGGAAGACAAGCAACAAAACAUAUAAAGUAUACACCAGAUGAUUUGGAGAGCAAUCUUUCAGAUUUGUUUGAAGGUUUGCCUGGAUUUGCUCCAAGAAAAAAAACUUAGCUCAUGAAAGCGGCAGGUAUGAUCUAAGUUUCAUCUAGGGUCUCUGUAUGCAUGGUUCAGACUUCAGAUAUUGCACUGAUUGUAAGCUUGACAAUGACCCUUUCUAGUCAUUUUAUCGGUUACACAUAGUGUUAGUUUUUCAUAUAUAUAAUACAUAAGUCAUGUGCAAGUGUGAAUUUUUAUA
Zingiber officinale is the source of this 2378-nucleotide messenger RNA. RefSeq names its product exocyst complex component EXO70B1-like. Gene Ontology annotation, molecular function: phosphatidylinositol-4,5-bisphosphate binding. Lineage: Eukaryota; Viridiplantae; Streptophyta; Magnoliopsida; Zingiberales; Zingiberaceae. Gene Ontology annotation, cellular component: exocyst. Gene Ontology annotation, biological process: exocytosis. The coding region runs from base 140 to 2194 and encodes 684 amino acids. The record is from RefSeq and is a predicted model, not a curated record. The transcript has a single exon.